CGAAUCGAACGCUGAUGUGUUACAAGAAUUUUACCCGUCACAAUUUUGUCGGAUGCGGUAACGUAAACGUAGCGGAGGUGGGUUUGAAGACAAAGUGUUCAAAGGGACACAGUGGAAGCGACCGGAAGUAUCUCUCUGAGAGCUAAUGGCGCCUAAAGGCAAAGUUGGUACUAAGGGAAAGAAGCAGAUUCUCGAGGAGAAUGAGGCAACCCUCAAAUUCUAUACAAGAGUCAUCCUGGGAGCUAAUGCCAUAUAUGCUGCUGUAAAUCUUUUGAUCUUCUACAAUUCAUCUAGUUUUGGGACAUGGCUGUUAUUAGCGUUUGCGCUUGCUGUGUAUGUUGGGAGUUACCGCUCCAUGUCCACGAUGGCCAAACCAGUGUUCGCUGACGAUGGAAGUCUCCUUGACGGAGGAAUAGACUUAAACAUGGAGCAGGGAAUGGCAGAGCACCUGAAGGACGUCAUCCUGCUCACAGUGUUCGUCCAAGUGCUAAGCUGCAUCUCUUCAUAUUUCUGGUAUCUCUGGCUGCUGGCGCCGGCUCGUGCUGCUCACCUGCUGUGGGUGAACAUUCUGGGCCCCUGGUUUUCCGCAGAGAGCCCGUCAGCACCGGAGGAAGUGAACGAGAAGAAGCAGAGAAGACAAGAGCGUCGACAGAUGAAGAGAUUUUGAUGCUGCAGAGCAAACGAAGUAUUUUUUUUAUACACACGAUCAAUUGUAAUCCUAAAUUAUUACAUAGAAAAAAUAUUGUUGUUUAAUUAAACCCAAAUCUGAUCAUGUCCACUAUUUCCAUGUUUGUUUUCUUCCUGCAUGCAAUCCAGUUUACUUCAAUGACACUUGCCUCGACCUCAUGUAAAGUUGUCAUUGUCCUGUUAGCACCGCACAGUUUCAUUAAGUGCUGCACUUAACAUCCAGCCCAUAGUGAUGAAAAUGAGCUCAGUCAUGUUACACUGCAGGGAUGUUUUUGUCUUGAUGUAUUUUUAUUUUUUAAUUAAAAAUGAGACAAUAUUUAACGUUGCUAUUGUUUGUGAGUUACAAAGUCCAGUAAUGCAACUGAAUCCAUUGUUUUUAUGUUGUUUAUCCUGCAAUGGCAGGACAGCACAUUGGAUUAUGGGUUGGCACGCCCGCCUCACAGUUGAGAGGUUUUCGGGGUUUGAAUCUCAACUUCGGCGUUCCAGUAUGUUGUUUCUGUGCUUGUGUGAUUUUUCUCUGGGCACUCCGGCUUCAUCUCACAUUCCAAAACCAUGCAUGUUAAGUUCACUGAAGACUAAAUUGUCCAUAGCUGUUCAUGUGCGUGGUUAUUUGUUGUUACGUACAGUCAGUGGCGGUAAUUGGCGUGUGCGAAUUGUGUGAUCGCGCUCAGCAGACUCCCGUUGACAAAUGGAUAUUAAAGUUGCUGCUCACGUAGUUGAACGACACACUGAACAUUUUUCAUCAGGACACCCACACGACCCCCCGAUGAUGAUUUUUACAUUUCCAAUGAUUGUCCUGGGUUCCUUUGAAACCUCCUGGAUGAGUCAUCCCUGUGUUCUUGGGGUACUUUUUGUAGGCCGGCCACUCCUGGGAAGGUUCACCAUUGUUCCAUAUUUUCUCCAUUUGCAGAGCAUGUGUUUCGCUGGAGUUCAAAAGCUUUAGAAAAGGAUUUGUAACUCUUUCCAGACUAACAGAUGUCAAUUACUUUAUUUCUCCUCUGUUCUGAAAAUUCUUUGGAUCGUGGCAUUUUGUUUCAGAUUUUUUAGAUCUUGUUGAUUUCAUUUUGUCAGAGAGGUACUAUUUCAGUUAUUUCCUGAAUGAACAGGCCUGGAGGUAAUCAGGCUUGGGUGUGGUCAAUGAAAAGGAAGCUUUCCAAAAAAUUUGUUUAGCCACAGUUAAUUAAUUUAACAAGGGCGACAACUCGAGGCAAUUACUUUUUCACACAGGCCCAGGUAGCUUUGAAUAUUUUUUUCCCCUUAAUAAAUAAAAUCAUUUAAAAACA
Phyllopteryx taeniolatus (common seadragon) is the source of this 1970-nucleotide messenger RNA. It is a transcript of the gene tmem208, whose product is annotated as transmembrane protein 208. The record is from RefSeq and is a predicted model, not a curated record. Gene Ontology annotation, cellular component: intracellular membrane-bounded organelle. NCBI's taxonomy places the organism in Eukaryota, Metazoa, Chordata, Actinopteri, Syngnathiformes, Syngnathidae. Gene Ontology annotation, biological process: vacuolar protein processing. The transcript has 6 exons. Bases 146 to 667 code for a protein of 173 amino acids.